Messenger RNA from Myotis myotis, 2490 nucleotides. It is a transcript of the gene AK2, whose product is annotated as adenylate kinase 2. Gene Ontology annotation, biological process: ADP biosynthetic process. The record is from RefSeq and is a predicted model, not a curated record. The coding region runs from base 947 to 1603 and encodes 218 amino acids. Gene Ontology annotation, cellular component: cytoplasm; mitochondrion. Gene Ontology annotation, molecular function: ATP binding; AMP kinase activity. The transcript has 9 exons. Lineage: Eukaryota; Metazoa; Chordata; Mammalia; Chiroptera; Vespertilionidae.
GUGCCACGAGAUGAAAAAGGUUGAAAAUCACUGCCAUAUAGCAUCAUGGUUAAGAGCUAGGGCUCAACAGUCUUGAGGCCUGUUGCUAACUAUUAUUAUUAGCUACGUGAUCUUGGACAACUUAGCCUCUGAAUAUCAUUUGUAAAAUGCAGAUAAAAAUAAUUCCUACCUCAUGGAUUUGUAAUGUAUUAUGGAUACUAAAUACCAUAAAACAACACAUGGAAAAAUUGCUUGGCAUGUUGUAAACUCAAAGUUUGCUGAUGUUAAGACUUCUUGGAGGAAGAAGGGAUAAUUGGGUGGGAGAGAUAAGCUCAGAAUUUGACUACAGGGAAGGAUAGAGGUUAGACCAGUAGGGGGAAGGGAAAGGGUAUUCCUGCAUAGAGAGGAGCUUUGAGCUAAUGUCCAUGGAGAGACUUAUUUUAUGUCUGAGAAUUAUACAGAGAGCAGCUGUUUGCAGUGGUGCAGGGAAUACAGAAUGGGAUUUGUGGGGGUAAAUUUGAAGAACUUUGGGGGUUUAGAAAGUUGAUUGUGGAGGACGCUGAGUGCUAGGCUAAGAUAUAUGGACUUCCCCAUUGCACUGGGGAGACGUUGAUGCCUCCUGAAUGUGUGUGUUGGGGGUAGAGGAAUGGGGUGGCGUAACAUUUCCAACAGUGUCUUAGGAGAUGAUUCUAGCUACAUAUGCAGGAACCUUAGAGAUGGGAGCCGAAAAAACUGGAGUCAGAAAGAUGUCACAACUCUGCAGAUGGACAUGGUUGUCUGUAUCUAGGGAUGAAGAAACUGAGGCUUUAAGAAGGCUGCAUUACUUGUUCCAGGGGAUACAGUGAGUAAACUCUCUAAGAAGUAGAUGUUAUCCAUAAUCCCAUUUGACUGAUGAGGAAACUGAGAUUCUAAGAAGGCACCCAAAUUGGCCAAAAACUUCUGUGUCUGCCAUCUGGCAACUGGGGACAUGCUGAGGGCCAUGGUGGCUUCUGGCUCAGAGCUAGGGAAAAAGCUGAAGGCAACUAUGGAUGCCGGGAAGCUGGUGAGUGAUGAAAUGGUCGUGGAACUCAUUGAGAAGAAUUUGGACACCCCUCCAUGCAAAAAUGGUUUUCUUCUAGACGGCUUCCCCCGGACUGUGAGGCAGGCAGAAAUGCUUGACGACCUCAUGGAGAAGAGGAAAGAGAAGCUUGAUUCUGUGAUUGAAUUCCGCAUCCCAGACUCCCUGCUGAUCCGGAGAAUUACAGGAAGGCUGAUUCACCCCCUGAGUGGCCGUUCCUACCACGAGGAGUUCAACCCCCCAAAGGAGCCCAUGAAAGAUGACAUCACUGGGGAACCAUUGAUCCGAAGAUCAGAUGAUAAUGAGAAGGCCUUGAAAAUCCGCCUGGAGGGCUAUCACACGCAGACUACCCCGCUGGUGGAAUACUACAGGAAACGGGGGAUCCACGCUGCCAUCGACGCCUCCCAGACCCCUGAUGUCGUGUUUGCGAGCAUUCUAGCAGCCUUCUCCAAAGCCACAUAUCCAAUCCUUCGCCCCUUACUUCAUGAUGAUGGUGGCCACAGACUCCCCAAGAAAAGAUCACCCAAAAAUAAAAUCACCUAUGACAGUAACCAACUUUAUGCCUAACCUCAGCUCCCCAACUGUAAAGCAUUUCCCGGGUUCCAUACUGUGCCUUUUGGUCUCUGGUGUGAUUCGUGGCAAAUGGACAAAUUAACAGCCUGCUGUGAGGGACCAUGAAAGCCGCAGCCUCAGGAAAAACCAUUAGAAAAUCAGUGGCAGGUCCAGUAAAUAAUGCCUCCUGCCCUGGCAUCAUCUGCUGACUCAGUGCAGUGACUCUCAAGUGCCCAGUGCCCCCUGUCUGAACUCUCCUGCUCUCUUGGGACCACCAGGGGCUUGUCCUCUGCCUGGCAGCUGAACGUGGGUACGUGGCUGUCUUGCUUCUCUCUCUCUUUCUGGUUCGAGUGUCUGCUGGCUCUGCUCUUCCUUGUGUCCCUGCCUGUAAACUAACUCCGCCCAGUCUGGUGUGUGGUGUUUCUGGGAAGGAGUGAAACCAAAACUGUCAGCUGUCUGCAGGGAAUGGGAUCCUGGUCUGAUUGAGGUGGCCUCGUGAAUCUUGGAGUCUGCUCCACUCUGACUGGGGACAGUUGCAGGCACUUGGUCUCAAAGUUGAGGUCCUUGAAUGUUUGUAACGUGCAUGAUCCUUGCUUCAGUAUUUGUCAUCCUUCCAUAUACAUUUACCUGUGCGCGUACACACACAACACGUGUGUGUGAUAUUUGGGCUGUGGGUAUAAACUAGAUGUGGGGAAUGUGUAUGCCUUUUGGGGGGUGAUUAGGAUUCAAUUUUUGCUUCAUUUAAUUCCAGAGCCUUAACCUCGGCAAGCAUGAGAGCUUUCACCUGGCAAAGAAAUGUCCGGUGUUUCAUGCAUUUGGUUGCUGGGGCGUGCAUGCCAGCCUUCUCUGAUGUUUACUUAGUUUUUAAAAACCCAUUUUGUUCUCUCUUGUUUUCCUCUCUA